GCUAAAAAUCGACAAAGAGCAAUACACAAAUGCUGCCCAUCUGCGCCGCAGGGAUGGAAGUUUAACGUCGCAUCUGUGCCCGUCGCUGCGUACCAGGAACCACCAAUGUGGGCUGCCCUAUGGCUAGUCGCCGCCGCCGCAGGGCAGCAGUGCUCCCCCGUCGUGAAAGUAGAGCGGCGGAACCCCCUCGACCCCGGCACUGGCUACGCCUGGCCCGACAUAUACGCCGGGACCUGGCUCCAGCCGGCGAAGCGCUUUAUGAAAUUCGAGCCUAGGAAGAUCGGCAACAUCGAAGGUGCCGUCCACGCGCAUGUGUAUGGAGGCGUCAACGGAUUACAACCGACGCCCGCGCUCACGCGGGACUUCUUCGACUUUUCGGUGGAGCACUUCAGUUACCUCACCAAGAUGGCGCCCGGGAAACAGGGCCAGGACACGUUCCUCGGGAACAUCACUUCUAGACUAGAUGGCUAUACGCAUCGACAUACCUUCUCUCAUCAAUAUCUGGAACGCUCCAUCGGCAUCGUGCCCUUCGGGGGCGUUCCUUCAUCAAAACAUUGGCAAGCACUGUCUUCACAAAUGUUGAGAGCUGUUGUGAUGUCCAUGACCGAUGCCUUAUCCAGAGUCAUCGUGGCGACGUGCGACGAGGCCCACGCUAUGAGAGCGCGAGAAGCUUUACAAGGUCUGGAGCGAGUUGUGGUCCACAACCUGAACCUCGAGAAGUGCCAGCUGCCCUAUUUACCUCGAGCGACGCAAGCGACGCUCAAGAGGUGUUUGAUACAAAGAGCGAGGCGCGAGCGACACGUCUAUAGGAACGAGAUUUGUGAAAGCUGGUUACAAGGAGAGGACUAUGCCUACGUUAUGUACAACGACGCGGACUUGGUCCUGCACGCGCGGUGCAUCCGAAGUCUAGGAAAGGCGAUGGAUGAAGAUCCAACACUGAUUAUCCUACCCCAUAAACUGCAGACCUUCGCGAAAGAUGAUGACCCUCUACCGGAACUCGGCGUCGCGCCGUCGGUGCGCGAUCUGACUCAUGAUGUGGAUAGUGCGUCGUGCUGCGACUCGGGGACAUAUCCUGCGCUGAAACAUCUCGACCAAGGUUCGUUCGAUGGGUGCCAGAACUUCUGGUACAACUGCCCCCGGAUGCUCGCGUUGUAUGAUUUUGCGCGGUUUAGUGAAGGUACGUACACGCCCCUGUUGCUGGGCAACGAGCACGGGCGCAAGUGUUUGUUGUCCGAGGCGCGGGAGGCUUGUGAUGUGCCGCAUCGACGCCUUACAGUACAACGCCAGUACCUCGUGCCUUUAUUAGCGUUCGGCCCGAACAACCAGUUCGAGGGCCUGCUGGAAGCCUUGACGGUGGCGAAACUCGUCGGGAGGACUUUAUUACUUCCUCGGUACUUCGACCCCCACUAUCGAGAUACGCGUUCUCAAAAAAAGAAAUUCGGGGACGUCUUCGACGAAAGGACACUACGAGAAUUCACUUCUGUAGAAUUCGUCGACGAGGAUGUAAUAAAGUUGUGGAAGACGUCGCCCAAGAUCCUCGCGUCUCCCUUAAAUAAGGAGCGGCUGUCCAAAGCUUUACAUAAUGUGGGCUUCGACCAGGCGCCGCGGAAGAAGGCCUUCGUGCGGUCGCACUCGCGGGCCGCGGACGUGGCUCAAGCUUUUAAAGGUUUUAGUGCGGCCGGCGCCGUGUUCGUGGCGUUGUGUGUCUUCAGCGUCCUCCCUUCGACGUGUCGUCCGCGGCGAUGGCGUGUCCGCCGUGUGACGCCGCAUACGAACGCAGGGCGCCCCUCUUCGUCGUCGACGGCGAGCAGGACCUGCUGCGGGAGGCGGCGCGGUAUCGCGUCCGGUCCGAGCGCGUGCGGACGCUCGCGGCGACGCUACGGGGGGCCCUCUUCCCCGGCGACGAGAAGGUGCUCUGCGCGCAUGUUCGAAGGGAGGCCGAGACGCUCGGGUGCGUGCCCGGUAGGAGGUACGUCGUCUGCCCGACGCCGCAGGGCACGGUGCCGACGGCGACGCAUUGAGCCGUGUGGAAGUCAAGCAGUGAGUCGGGUGCACGUCGCGACACUUCGAUUUCUACACAGGCUGUUAGAUAACAUCGUGGACCGGGCCGCGACGCACGGCGCGUCGCGCAUCUACCUGGCGCACGCGGGUGGCGCGGGCUUCGAGGACGAACCGUCAACACUGUUGGCGAGUCUGGAGGAGCGGGGCUUCGACGCGCGGACGGCGUCGACGGACAUGAGCGUCGGCUUUGAAAGUCUAGACCCCUUCGACGUGUCGCUCGUCGAGCAGGAGCUCUGUUCCAUGGUCGAGAGCUUCGCGCCGUCGGCGCGGUCGACCUGGUCCCAGACCGUGGUUUUAGAUAGGAGCGCGCGCGGGCGCCGCAACGCGAAGCCGCUCGACGUCGGGCCGGCGCCGGUGAAGCAGCGGCGGCUGCCGAGCCACUAA
Pelagomonas calceolata is the source of this 2445-nucleotide messenger RNA. The record is from the annotation of a GenBank genome assembly. Lineage: Eukaryota; Pelagophyceae; Pelagomonadales; Pelagomonadaceae.